Capronia coronata CBS 617.96 is the source of this 1830-nucleotide messenger RNA. RefSeq lists its product as uncharacterized. The record is from RefSeq and is a predicted model, not a curated record. The coding region runs from base 1 to 1830 and encodes 609 amino acids. The transcript has 2 exons. NCBI's taxonomy places the organism in Eukaryota, Fungi, Ascomycota, Eurotiomycetes, Chaetothyriales, Herpotrichiellaceae.
AUGACCUCCCAGCCACUGUCGCUGGACAAUGCCUUGCAUACAACAUCGAAGAGACUCUCCGCCGUUGUCCAGAUUUGCGAGGUGCCUGUGACAUCUCCUACCGUGGAAUGGCCCGAUGCGACGGCGCAUGGCCUCGUUGAAGUUGUUGGCAACGUUGGAAGUGAAUCCUUGGACAAAUCAAGAGCGUUGUGGGCAGGACUGAACCUGGAUAGGCCUAGGAUUGGUGAAGGACAGUUGACCAAGAAGAGGCCCUCAAGGCCCAGGAUCAGAAGGAGAUCGUCGUCUAGCUCAGUCGAAGGAGAAUUCGUGGAGGGUCAAGACUAUUGUCGUCAAAGGUUGCCGUCCUACAAGACGCUCUCUCAAUCGAGAAGUGUUGAUAAUGCAGCCUCGUUUCCCAGGAAGGACGACUGGCGUCGGCCUGGACACAACGGCCAUGCGGCGACGACAACACGCAAUCCACCCUCUACAGGCAUCCCAAUUCCCCGAGCAAGCCCUCUAGGUGCCUUCGCCCCCCAGCCUUGGAUACAAUCAUAUCCAUUGACCGCGCAGAGUUUGAGCACGUCUUGCGGAGUGGUUGCCCCUCUUACACCGCCUGAGGAUCUUGAUGCUUUUGACUGGGACACCCCUCUGCAUCUGAGUCCCGAAGAGGGAGUGCGCACAGUCAUGAAUGUCAACGACAGGUCCUCUCGUCAACAUCACAAUCAGGCCCGCGCCAAUUCUACCUCCAGGCCUUCAGGAAUCCAGAUGCCAGACAGAUCCAACAUGAAUGAAGACGAGGCAAAUCGGUCUAAUUGGCUGGGAAGAGCAUGUCAACAGCUUGUUCUGGCCCUGGGUGAUGCGAGUAAUCAACAGCAACUUCAAAUGGUCGUUCAGGCGCUACCUUCACAGGCGAAGUCUUCAAAUGCCCGACCAGUCUUCGAGAAGGUCGUUGAAGUGGUCCAGGGCCGCUUCACUUCUCCCCCCUACAUCACCAUUACCCAUGCAAUCUCGCAAGUGAUCAGCAUGGACGAAGUGCCAGCCUCCCCUCCAGCUACUCCGAACACCAAUCACUCGAGCGACGACUAUUUUCAAGAUCAGACCGUCUUCACGCAUGCCGCUGUGGUUCCUGCUUAUCAUUCUCGCCCGCAGCCGCCCGCCGGGCCCAAUCCUCGAUCCACGAAUAUAAUCGCGGCGCCAAGCAGUAUUCACCUUUCCAUCCUUGAACGCUACCUUCCACCAACCACGGCUCAAGAGGUUGAUGACUUCUUCACAUUGAGUCGACGAUCUUACCUCGCCGAUCGCCUUCUCGAACUCUCGGCAAACAACGGCAGCCUGCUGCUCGUGUAUCCGACCAAAGUCGGAGGGUCCGUGUUCGCCAGCAAGUACAUUGGUCCGGUCAUUGAGCCUUUUCUUCGGCAGUUUGUUCUACUGAACAGUCUCUACAUGGAACUCGCGAUUGAGUUGGGGCAAAUGGCCGGUGUGGCCGGCAUGAAGAGUUUCGAGGAAAUCCAAAAGCUGCUACAAAACAUGUGUCGGGAUUUGGGACAAAGAGCACCUUCAUGGGGUCUCCCUAGUCGGUACGAGCUUGUCCAUGCGGAAACGGCCGAGGUGGUACUGGACGGAACGCUGUGGAAAGAGUGGUAUAUUGAGCAAGAGCAACCUCGCUUGCGACAAAAUUUGGUGGACUAUCACAAGGCUGGCGGCCGCAUGCCAGCUCGGCACGGUCAGAUUGAGAUCACUCCGGGAAUGUUGGCACGUGAGGUGGUAGAGGGCAUUCGCCACAGCCGGGAGCCGGCAGGGAACGCAGGCAUCGAGGUCGGCGUGUUUGUCAUUCGACGGACCCUUGUGUGA